UUAUUAUUUGUAGUUUUCGUUAAAAUUGUAUCGCCUUUAUUAUUACUAGAUAGCCAUCAGAUCCAAAGACGUACGACGCAUUUUUUUUUCGAGUAUCCUUUUUAAUCGAAUAUGCUGUAAGUAAACGAAAGACAAUUUAAAUCCCCACUUACAGCGGCAGUUUAAGUUUUGCAAAUGGCAGAUACUUUGGGAGAGGACUGGUGGAAAGCCGACAGUUCAGAUGCGUCCGAUGAGGGAGAAGAAGGGAAGCCCUCAGAGAAAGCUGCAGGUGAGAAGAAACCGAGGAAAAGGAAGACUGAGAGUGUGAAGUUAGCAAAGGCUAAGAAGAAGAAGGAGUGCUUCAUUGCUCAGGAGAAGAAAGACACUGCUGAAGUUAAAGGUGCUGAGAAGCCAAAGAGGAGGAGAAAGAAGAAGAACAUCACCGAUGCUUUGGCCGCAUCUGAGCCCAAGCCAGGAUGUGCAGCCGAUCUUCAGGAACUUCUCCAUGAUCACUACGCAGACAAGCGCUCCAUCAUUGAGUUGGAAGAGUUGGAGCUCCCAGAUUCCUGCUUCUUGGCCAGCAAUGACCUUUCACACUCCCUGUCCUCCUACCUUAAGGAAAUUUGCCCAAAAUGGGCCAAGGUCCAGAAGAACCACGCAAUUCAGAAAUCUGCUGUCCUGCUGAUAAUCUGCAGCUCAGCCCUUCGCACUAUCGAGCUCAUCAAGCAGCUGACACCUUUUAAAGGAGAAGGGAAAGUUCUUAAAUUAUUUGCAAAGCACAUAAAGGUGGAGGAGCAGAUGAAGCUGCUGGCAAAGGGGGUGGCACACAUCGGAGUGGGAACGCCAGGGAGAAUAAAAGCACUCAUUGAAAAAGAUGGGUUGACCCUGGAUGCAUUGAAGUAUGUGGUGCUUGACUGGAACUGGAGGGACCAGAAGCUGAGGAGGAUGGUUGACAUCCCAGAGGUCAAAGCUGACAUGCUGAAGCUCCUGGAGACCCGCAUCGUUAUGGGCUGCAGGACUGGAACGAUUAAAUUAGGCCUCUUCUGACCGAAGACCUCUUCAUAAAUCACGUUUUCCAUUGUUCAGUAGUCAUCAAAAAGUCUUUAGUUAGUCAUGAUCCUGUAUGUAAAUGGUAUGGAUUUGUAUACGGCUCCUGUAACGCAAAGCAAAAAAAAACUGAAAUGAAACGCAAAUAAAGAUAAACAGUGCAGAUCAGCAGCAUUAUCCUGGUGUCCAACAUUCUCAGGUCUUGGUUGGGCAAGUUAAUCACGUUUAAGUUGAUGACUGUGGCCUGCCCUGUGGUGUUCUUCUGGAAAUAUUUUACAUACUGAAUACACAUGAUCUUCAGAAAUAUGCAACAGGCACCAGUUAAAGGGUUAUAAGGUCUAAGCCCCGGCUUGUGCCUCUUUCUCUUAUCAGAUGCCUCAUAUUAUCACUGUAGAAUAAACUGGCCUUAAUUCAUCCAUCUAUCAAUCCAUCCAUCCAUAUAACAGAUUCUCCAUGGGGCUGGGAUUUAAGGGCCGUGCUCAGGGGCCCUGAGGUGCUGAGUCCAGGGCUCAAACCGGCAACCUUCUGAUCACCGACACAGAGGCUUAGCCCACUGAGCCACAUGCUGCCCCCUCUAGGGAAAACAAAGUGGGAUUCAAACCCAUACUGGGUCAAGUCGUCUGUCCCAGAAAGUUCCACAUAAGUUUGCAACAAUUUUUUGCUGCAAAAAUCUGGUUAUUCAUUUAGGAAAAAUGAACACAGGACAAAAAUAAAAUAUAGUGACAUUCACAUAGUGUGUAAAUGAAUGAAAUGUAAUGACAUAUGUGAGGUUUAAAAUUGGACGUGAUUAAUCCCCAAUCGGCCACUCCUUCCGUGUGGCCCGCCCCCUCAUUAACCCCGUGUGGAAUCCCCGUACGAUCAGCUGUUUCCUGUUGUAGUAAUUAGUCUUAUGUAUUUAAAUCUGCGUUAGGUAUGUUUCCCCCAUUCCUGUCAUUGACGUCAGUUCUUGGCUCUGUCUUUGUUUGUGGAUGUAUGCGACAAUAAAGCCCUCAUUUCCCCAA
Molecule: messenger RNA, 2027 nt
Organism: Brienomyrus brachyistius
Lineage: Eukaryota; Metazoa; Chordata; Actinopteri; Osteoglossiformes; Mormyridae
Gene: cmss1
Product: cms1 ribosomal small subunit homolog
Exons: 10
Coding region: 175-1026 (283 amino acids)
Cellular component (GO): 90S preribosome; nucleus
Source: RefSeq, a predicted model, not a curated record